UUUCCGGUUUCGCGAGUUGCGAAAUUUUGGAACUUGAAUCGAAGUUACGCAGUGGUUACGAACAUGGUCGAAUUGAAAUGGGAAGAGAAGUACGAUCUCAUCACCAGAAAUUUGGCUGAAUGGCUUGGUGAUGAGAAGCUAAAAAGUAUUCUAAAACAGAGAGAUCUGAAGCUCUACUGGGGUACUGCAACAACUGGCAAACCUCAUAUUGGAUACUUUACACCAAUGUCCAAGAUAGCAGAUUUCUUAAGAGCUGGUACAGAAGUUACUAUAUUAUUUGCUGAUCUUCAUGCUUAUUUAGAUAACAUGAAAGCUCCUUGGGAGCUCUUGGAACUUCGUACUCAAUAUUAUGAAGCUGUUAUUAAAGCAAUGUUAAAAUCUAUUGAUGUACCUUUGGACAAAUUAAAGUUUGUCAAAGGAACUGAUUAUCAGUUGUCUAAGGAAUAUACAUUAGAUGUUUAUCGAUUGACCUCUGUUGUAACUGAGCAUGAUGCAAAAAAAGCUGGUGCAGAAGUAGUUAAACAAUUAGCUAAUCCAUUGCUCUCUGGAUUGCUGUAUCCAGGACUACAAGCUUUGGAUGAGCAGUACCUUAAAGUUGAUGCUCAGUUUGGUGGUGUGGACCAAAGAAAGAUCUUCACAUUCUCAGAAAAGUAUUUACCAAUGCUUGGAUAUGAAAAGCGUAUUCAUUUAAUGAAUCCAAUGAUUCCUGGCCUUGCUGGUUCAAAAAUGUCUUCUUCUGAGGAAGAUUCUAAGAUUGAUAUUUUAGAUAAUGCUGCAUCAAUCAAGAAAAAGUUAAAAAAAGCAUUUUGUGAACCUGGUAAUAUCACGGAUAAUGGAGUUCUUUCAUUUGCUAAGCAUGUGAUAUAUCCCUUGCUAAAACCAGGAGAGUCUUUCCGUGUACAAAGAGCUGCUGAAUUUGGUGGAGAUAUUAUGUUUGACAAGUAUGAGGAUUUGGAGAGUGCAUUUUCCAAGGAAGAAAUACAUCCUGGGGAUCUGAAAGGUGCAGUCGAAGUUUAUAUUAAUAAACUUCUAGACCCAAUUAGGAAACAAUUUGAAGUAGAUCCGAAGUUCAAAACUUUGGCCAGUAAAGCAUAUCCUCCUCCACAAAAACAAAAAGCUGUGGAAGAAUUAACACCAGCCCGAUUGGACAUCAGGGUUGGAAAAAUAGUUGAAGUAUCGAAGCAUCCUGAUGCUGAUUCGCUUUAUGUAGAAAAAAUAGAUGUAGGAGAUGCCAAUGGGCCUCGCACAAUUGUUAGCGGACUUGUAAAUUAUGUACCAUUGGAAGAGAUGAAAGACAGAAUGGUAGUUAUCCUAGCAAAUUUGAAACCAGCUAGUCUCAGGGGUAUUCAGUCUCAUGGAAUGGUUUUAUGCGCCUCAGUAGAUGAACCUACAAAACGAGUUGAACCACUGAGACCUCCAGUAGAUAGUAAACCAGGUGAAAGAGUUACCAUAGAAGGAUACGAAGAUGGAACACCGGAUGAUGUACUUAAUCCAAAGAAGAAAGUGUGGGAAAAAUUACAAGUUGAUCUUGUAGUAAAUGGUAGCGGAGAAGCGUCUUGGAGCGGAAAUCUCCUGUUCACUGCCAACGGUGGUAAAAUUACAGUCGACAGUCUUAAAAACGUAGCAAUUAAAUAAUCUGUUGCCAGAUACUUAGGUGAUCUAUCGAACAAAUGUGCUUGAUAAUUAAAAUUGUCGAUUUUAUUUAACUAUUA
Molecule: messenger RNA, 1712 nt
Organism: Dufourea novaeangliae
Lineage: Eukaryota; Metazoa; Arthropoda; Insecta; Hymenoptera; Halictidae
Product: tyrosine--tRNA ligase, cytoplasmic
Exons: 8
Coding region: 64-1635 (523 amino acids)
Biological process (GO): tyrosyl-tRNA aminoacylation
Molecular function (GO): ATP binding; tyrosine-tRNA ligase activity; tRNA binding
Source: RefSeq, a predicted model, not a curated record